Capsaspora owczarzaki ATCC 30864 is the source of this 9619-nucleotide messenger RNA. RefSeq lists its product as hypothetical. Gene Ontology annotation, cellular component: telomerase holoenzyme complex. NCBI's taxonomy places the organism in Eukaryota, Filasterea, Ministeriida, Capsasporidae. Gene Ontology annotation, molecular function: protein binding; ATP hydrolysis activity; telomerase RNA binding. Bases 73 to 9540 code for a protein of 3155 amino acids. The transcript has a single exon. Gene Ontology annotation, biological process: telomere maintenance via recombination. The record is from RefSeq and is a predicted model, not a curated record.
CAUUUUUUCAUUGUGAUUUUUUUUUGCUGCUGCGUUUUUUUUUUUUUUUCUUCUUCUUCUUUCACAUACAAAAUGAGUCAUCAUCAGCAACAGCACUCACAACAGCCGCAGCAGCGAUCCACAGCGACAGGCACAGCGACAGGCACCGGAACCACCGCUGCACGAAGCGGAUUGUCAUCCACCCUGCGAUCGUCGAGCCCGCUUCUUGGCUCGUCUUCCUCCGCGCUGACCUCGUCGUCGUCCACUCUCACAUCCGGCGCUGGGUCUGGCCUUGGGUCUGGCUUUGGGUCGUCGUCGUCGCUGGCGUCCAGCACCACCCGCGCUUCGUCGUCGCUCCUCUCGUCCUCGACCUCGUCCUCAUCCUCGUCGACGUCAGCGUCUCGCUAUGGCGCGUCCUCAUCCGCCGCCACUGCCGGGUCGUCAUCCCUGUCCUCGUCCUUGAGCAGCGGUCUGCGCACUGGCGGAUCGAUCUCUUCAUCCUCCUCGGCAUCCUCCUCACGCCUCUAUGGCUCAACCAGCGGGUCCGUCCUUGGUCGCACGACCACGUCCUCUGCUCUGUCGUCCUCUGCCCUGUCGUCGUCGUCGUCUGCGUCUGCUCUGUCGUCGUCGUCGUCGUCUGCAUCUGCAUCUGCAUCUGCAUUGACGUCGUCCGCUUUGGCUUCGUCACGCAAUGUUUCGUCAUCCACCUCGAUUGGGCUGUCAUCCCGCACCCUGACCGGCUCAACUUCCACCUCGUCGAGCUUCACCUCGUCAUCCACUUCGUCUGCGCUUGGCUCGCAGGGGGCUCUUCGCUUGGGUGGCUCGCUGCAGACCACUUCCUCGACCUUGGGCGGGCUUCGCCGAUCGCACGCUGCGGGUCCCACCAGCGCCAUUGCAAACGGCGAUAUGACUGCUGCUGCUGCUGCUGCUGCUGCCGCUGCUGCUCCAGACACCAUUGUCGGUACAAUGUAUGCGGACGACGAAAUCGAGGUCUCUGGCUUUGACGCAUUCAUCCCGUCGUACGACUUUUCUGCAUGGGACGAUCCCGAGCUCGCCGAGUAUGCCAUCCAGGCAUCGUCGGGUGCCACCGCGCCGCUCGUCCCACCGCCGGUGCUGCCGUUCGCUUCGACAGAGUCCAUCAAGGAGCAUGCGUAUGCAGCCGUCGCCGUCUCGCCCACCUCCCUCGUCGCCGCCAAGCAGGCCUUGCUCAACGCUGUCGCCGCAUCGCUCUUGCGCGAGCCCGACUUUUAUGCCGUUGGCAAUGCAACCCGCGCCAACGUCAUGGCGCUGGCCGAGCAUGUCGCAGAGGUCAAUCCCGAGUUCAUCCUUCAGACCGCGCUCUACACGCGCCAGGAGCUCGGCAUUCGCUCGACAGCCAACUUUUUGCUGGCGCUCGCAGGUCGCAUCCCAGCGUGCCGACCCUUCCUCGCAAAGUACUUUAACGAGUCCAUUCGAUUGCCCUCCGACUGGAUGGAGGUCGCUCAGCUCUACCAAAUGUUUGGCGACGGGCAUCUCAACCGCGGCUCGCUGCCCACUGCGCUGCGUCGCGUCAUGGCUGACAAGUUCCCCGAGUUUGACGAGUACCAGCUGGGCAAGUACAACAAGGACAAGUCCAAGUCAAAGAAGGACAAGGAGAAGGGCGGCGAUUCGUCGGCUCGCGGUGGCGCUCGUGGCGGACGCGGUGCUGGUCGCGGUGGUCGCGGCGGCGGCCGUGGUGGCCGGGCCGGCGUGGGCUUUGGAACAACUCCCAACUCGUUCGCCGUCGUUCCCGCAUAUGAGGACGCCGUCGUUGCCACAGAUGAGGACGCUGAGGACGAGCAAAAGCUUGAAAAGAUGGAGUUUACCAUCAAGCAGCUUGUGCGCAAGCUGCACAUUUCUCACCCAGUCGAUCGUGUGAUGGCCAUCAUUGGCAAGAAGUAUCCUUCGUCACUCGAGGAGUUCUACAAGCUCAAGCUCCCUGGCGACUACGACGCGACUCGCUGCGGCAAGCGCAUGAAGCUGCCCGUGCCAGAAACAUGGGAAACGCAAGUGUCGCUCAAGGGCAACAAUGCCACGACGUGGCAGACGCUCAUCGAUCACAACAAGCUGCCGUUCAUGGCCAUGCUUCGCAACUUGCGCAACAUCAUCAUGGCUGGCGUGUCCCACCGUCACCAUCGCUGGAUUUUGCGCAAGCUGACCGAGCCCAUUGCGGUCAUCAACAGCAAGCAGUUCCCCUUCCGGUUCUUCUCGGCGUACGAGGCCAUUGACGAAUGCCUCAAGCCUCCAGCUGCCGCCGGUGCUGGUCGCGGUGGACGUGGUGGUCGUGGAGGAGGUGCCGCACGCGGCGGUCGCGGGGGUCGCGGCGGCCGUGGUGGUGGUGCUGCUGCUUCCAAGCCUGCCAAGGAGCCUGUCGUCGUCGACCCGAAGGUUGUUGCCGACUACCGCAACGCGCUCGAUACGGCCGUGAAAAUUGCCACCGCGCACAACGUUUCUCCCAUCAAGGGCAAGACGAUCGUGUUGUGCAACGCUUCGGCGAACAUGCACAAGCCUUGCGGCUCCGCCAAGGGCCUCGGCAAGCCCCGCACGGUUGCCGAGAUUGCCGUGUUGAUGGGUCUGAUGUGCAAGCAUGCCUGCGAGGACGCUGUAUUUGCCGUGUACGGCCCGGCCAGCGCCGGCUCUUCGGAGAUUCGUGUCCAGUUUGCCACGCUGGAGGACGCCACCAUCCUGAACAACAUGUCGAGCGUCCUGUCGCAGGCCUACACACUUCAACAAACCGGCAGCGAGCCAAACGGGGACUGCGCGCUUCCUUACGAGUACCUCACAGGACUGCUGCGCGACGGCGUGGUGGUUGACAACCUGAUCGUCUUGUCGAAUACGUGCGAGCGCGAGCUCGGCGACUUUUUGUUCAAGUACCGGCAAAUGGUCAAUCCCAAUCUGCUCUUUGUGGCCAUCGAUCUUGCUGGCUCUGCUUCUGGCGUCGUGGCAGCAGACGCAGUCGUCACGGAUGCCGGCGAAACUGCGAUUGCAGGCAACCAUCCGAACGAUGUCCUCAUCUCUGGCUGGUCGGACGCGUUGUUGCGCUUUAUUGCCGAGCGAGGCGACUCUGCGCAAGUCACCCAUGUCGAGAACAUUGGAAUUGCCUACAAGCUUGGCUCGAAGGCGGCCGAUGCGGGCUCGACCAGCGCUGCGGGAGCGUCCAAGGGCAAGUCGUCUGCUGCCCGCUCGACUGAAGUGGCCGUCUUUGGCUCUCAGCGAAAUGGCAGUGCCGCGACGGCAGAGGACAACAAGCGCGCACAAAUCAGCAAGAUUGCUCGCACCCGCCCAUUCCUCAAGCCUCGCGCCAACCCCGCGCUCCGCCCACGCGUGGCCCGCAUCUUCAUCUCGUCAACCUUCUUGGACAUGCAUGGCGAGCGCGAUUUGCUGGUGCGCUUUGUCUUCCCCGAGCUCCGCGCGCGUGCUGCCCUGAUCGGCGUCAGCUUGUUUGAGGUGGAUCUCCGCUGGGGCAUUUCUGGCAAGGAGGCUCUGACCAAUCGCACGCUGGACCUGUGUCUCUCGGAAGUGGACCGAUGCCGACCGUUCUUUUUGGGCUUCCUCGGCGAUCGCUACGGCUUUGUCCCUCCGGCGUACGUCCUGCCCGACGAGGAUCGCUACAAGUGGGUCAAGUCCUACCCCACGGGCCGUUCCGUGACCGAGUUGGAAAUGAUGCAUGGCGCGCUCAACAACCCGGAGAAGGCCAAGGGCCGCGCCUUCUUCUUUAUGCGCGACAACCGCUUCCUGGACGAUUUGCCCCAAGUCCUGGGCUCGCGCUUUGUCGAGACAAACGAGGCGUCCACCAAGGCACUUCGUGCUCUCAAGAAGAAGGUCAAGGAAUCUGGGCUGUGCGUCCAAGACCGGUACUCUUGCUCUUGGGGCGGCCUUGUGGAUGGCAAGCCUGCUGUCAGCGGUCUUGCCCAACUGGGUCAGGUUUUGGUCGACACCCUGUGGGGCGCCAUUCGGGCCGAGUUUGCCACUGUGCCGUCCGACGUGACCUCCAACGAUGCACAUGCCGCGACCGAGGCCGCACUCGAUGACGACGCGCACAACCGAUUCGUCCAAAUCCGCUCGGACGCCUUCUUUGGUCGGCAGCAGCUCAUCAAGCAGCUCCAUCGCUUUGUCCAUUACUCUCCCGGAAGCACUCUUCUCGUUUCCGGCAAGGUUGGCUCUGGCAAGUCGAGCUUGCUGGCGUCCUUUGUGCGCGAGCACGUUGUCGUCUACCCCAGCGAUUCGAUUCUGGCGCAUUUUAUCGGCGUCUCUCCGGCGUCCUCUGACCCUCGCCGCAUGCUGCAUCGCCUGUGCUCGCAGCUGGUCAACCGCUUCAAGCUCGAAGCUGCAGACAUUGGCGGACCCAUCCCCGAGACAUUCCACGAGCUCAAGAAGGCCCUUCCUCGCAUUCUGGCCCAGGCUGCCAUCGUUUCGCGCGACCGCCUCGUGCUCUUGAUUGACGGUCUGGACCAGCUCGAUGACACCCACCAAGCGCGCACUCUCGAGUGGCUGCCCGUUGGUGCCAAUCUCCCGUCGUCCGUGACGCUGAUCUUGUCCGCGGCCACAUCCGAGACUGGCCACUCUGAAAUGGCCGACGCUCUCAUGCGCGUGUCGCAGCCCGUGCAAUUGGUUGUGGGCCCGCUCAACCCGGUCGACAAGGCCGAUGUGAUUCGCGGCGUGCUCAACCGCUACCGCAAGCAGCUGGACGAGACCCCCUUCAACGACCAGCUCAAGCUGCUCACCCAGAAGAAGGACUCGGCCAGUCCACUCUAUCUCACCGUCGCAUGCGAGGAGCUGCGCGUGUUUGGCGUCUUUGAAAAGGUCAGCGAGCGCCUCAACAAGAUGUCGCCCACCCUGGCCCAGCUGUUUGACGAGGUGCUUGCUCGUUUGGAACUCGAUCACGGCCGUGACAUUGUCCGCUCCGCCAUGUGCCUGAUUGCUUGCUCGCGCUGCGGCCUGGCAGAGGACGAGCUUUCGGCGCUGCUUUCGAACGUGCUGCUUGCGCGACCCGCCACGGCAACGCCUGCUACUACCACCCGCGCUGGCGCCGCGACGUCGCUGUCUGCAGGCGACACGGUCGAUGCAUCGCUGGCCCACGGGACGGUGGUGUCGACGCCCAUUGCCUUCCGCAUGCUCCCCCAAGCGGUUGUGACCUCGUUCUUGCGGGCCGUCGAGCCCUACCUGCGGCCCCGCGACGAAACCGCCGACCAGCCUCUGGAUGCCUUCCAUGCGGAAUUUGUUCGAGCAGUCUACCAGCGAUACGGGCUCAGCAAUGAGCGCGAGUGUGCUCUGUACUUUUCCAUGCUGGCCGACUACUUUGCCAGCGAGGCAGACCCGCGAGGCAACGGCUCCUUUGCUGGUGUCCGCCGACGCGCGUUUGCGGACUUGCCAUACUAUCUGGGCAUGGCGCGGCAAUGGAAGCGGCUCGAGGCGGUGCUCACCAGCAUUGCGUUUGUUCAAGGCAAGUGCGCCAUGGGUCUGGCCUACGACCUCGUGGGCGACUACACGAUUGACACUCGCAUUUCCACGAGCUUUGCCAAGGACAAGGCGCGUGCAUUGUCGGCGGCCAAGGUUCAGCAGUUUGGCAUGUUUGUCACGCGCCAGGCGCACAUCCUGACAUCGCGACCCGGCAUCACUGCUCAGCAGGCCCUCAACGAGCCCGACGGGUCGGCGCCAGCCGUCGCAGCCCGCCAGAUGCUUGUCCACCAGUUGCAGGCCAAGGUCAAUCCUGCCCUGCUGGCUGCUCCUCUGGUGGGGUCGUCCGUCCGCCAAGCCCAAGCCGCCAUCGCCCCGGCCGAACGACUCGUGUCGGCGGGAGUCUCCGCGCUUGUGGCCGCGACGCCUGCUCGCUACCGUCAGCAGCCUGAGCGUUCCAAUGACGUUGACAUUUUGACGUUCGACUGGUCCAACAAGCCUGCCGUUCACGACCGCGCUCGUCUGACGAUCGGCGGCUACGCCAAGCCGGCAUCCAGCGUCGCCAUCUCGCCCGACGACUCUCGCCUUGCCGUCGGCUGCGGCGACACGGUGCUUCGCCUGUAUGAGUUUGACACCGGUCGCGAGCUUCACGAGCUGCGAGGCCACGCCACUCCGAUUGCGGAUGUUUGCUUUGCCGGUCCCAAGCGCCUGUGCAGCUCGAGCACAGACGGCAUCAUCAUUUUGUGGGAUGUCGACACUGGGCGCAAGGUCGCCGAGCUCAAGCGCCACGGCCGUCGCGUCAACGCGGUGCGAGCCGAUCCUGCCGGCAAGCUCAUUGUUUCGGCCGGUUGGGACUGCAUUGUCCGCGUGUGGUCUGCGCAAGACGGUACCGAGCUCGCCAUGCACCGCGGCGAGUCUUCGCCUGUCAACACGGUGUGCUUCCAUCCCGAGGGCCAGUUUGUCGGCUUGGGCACAUGGGACGGCUCGAUCAAGAUUUGGGACUCGUUCAACCGCGUUGUUGUCCAGACCAUGCUCACGCCCCGCGCUGUGCAAGACCAGCUCAUGAUUGAAUCCUCUCCGGACGAGGCGCCCAAGCCAUCUUCUGUGCGCGCGUUGGUCUACUCCCCGUCGGGUCGUCACCUCGCUGCGGCUACCCUGAACGGCAACGUUUCCUUGUACUCGACUCUGACGGGUCUGUGCAUGGGCACGUUCACGGGCCAUUCGCGACCCAUCAAUGCGCUCGCCUUCUCCAAGCUCGGCGGCAAUACGCUGGCUACCGCUUCGGAGGACGGCAAGAUCAAGCUGUGGGCAUCGCACCUCGGUCGCCGUGAGGUUGCCAUUCCUGGCAACGGCGAGGAAACUGGCGCUGUUGGGUGCGCCGUCCCCUCCCUGGACGGCCGGCUGAUUUUCGUCGGCUACCACGAGUGCUUUGCCAAGAUCUUUGACGCUGCCUCCGGCAUUGAGCUCGUGACGCGUAUCGGAGUGCCAGUCUCUGGCGUGUCGGCUGCUGUGUGGUACAUGUCCGGCGCCGAUCUGAUGCUCACGUACGGCACCGAAGAGGGUCGUCUGCACACAUUCAACGUGACGGACGCUCGAAAUUCCGGCGGCGUGGUCAAAGUGGUCGAGGUGGGCGAGCUCCAAGCGCGCGAAGGUGGCGUGACUUGCAUUGUCGUCUCCCCAGUCACUUGGCGUCACCGCCCUUCCAGCUUGGCAGUCGGCUCGAUGGACAUGUCGAUUGCGCUCUACACGCCUGUCGCCGUUCCCGAAGAAUACAGUGCUCAGAACCGAAAGAAGGGCAAUGUUGUGGACACGAGCUUGCUGCCCACGCAUGUGAUGCGUCAUCACAAGGGGCCCGUGACGGCUUUGGCGUUCACUGCCAACGGCGCGAACUUGUUCUCGGCGAGCCGCGACACCACGAUUGCCUACUGGACUGUCUCGACUGGCAAGCAGGUCGAGCUGGCAGGAUCGCCCAACUGCCGUCACUCGGAUUGGGUGAACGCGCUCGCCCUCUCUUCGUGCGGUACCUGGCUCGUGUCCGCCUCGAACGACUUUACCCUGAAGGUGUGGGAAGCUUCGACGCUCAACCUUUUCUCAACGUUGACCGGCCACGGCGGUGCCGUUUCGGGCUGCGCCAUUUUCGGCAGCGGCGAGACUGGCAUUCGCAUGCCCAAGCAAAAGGCCAAGUCUGCUGACGACGCAGAGGCUACAUCGGACACCAUCAUUGAGGACGGCGCCGAAGCUCCUGCAUCUGCCUCCUCCGCGUCAGGCGCUGGCCGUGGCGGCGCUCGCGGGGGUCGUGGUGGACGGGGUGGCUCUCGUGGCGGCGGCAUGGCUGGUCGCGGCUCUUCUGACGCGGGCGAUGCGGCUCGCGAUGCUAGUGACGACGCGCCCACUGGACCCGCAGCAGCAAAGGACGCGUUGAUUGCCUCCCUCAUGCCCAAGAACUCGGCCGCUGCAGCCAAGCUUGUUUCGCAAAUGUCCCUCAAGACGGGCAACCUUGUGGUGGCGUCGUCGAGCUCGGACGGCACCGUCAAGUUGUGGAUGCUCAACGGCAGCGAAAUCACCACGCUGCAAGGCCACAACCACCGUGUUGCGGGGGUUGCCUUCUACAUUGACUACUCGGCCGAGGACGCCGCACCUACCGCUGGCUCGCGCUCUGCUCAGGGUCUGGCAGCGUCUCUCAAGGACAUGCGUCGAACUCGUGUCGCGACUGGCUCGGACGACGGUGCCGUUUACCUUUGGUCUCCCUUCCUGGGCAACGAGGUCGAUGCGCUGGUGGGUCACGCAGAGAGCGUGGACGCGGUCGCCUUCUCGGACUCGGGCAAGCUCGUCUCGACUUCGCUCGAUAUGACGGUCAAGCAGUGGAGCAUUGCAGGCGUUGGAGGCGCGUUUGGCAACCAGCAAAAGUCUGCAGAGGAUGUCGACCGCGCAGCGCGCGAUCGUGUCUCGUCCACGCACAAUGGCCGGGUUACCGCCGUGCGCUUUUACGAGGAAGACGGCACGCGAGCGGCCUCCACUUCUGCGGACGGCACCGUGGUGCUGUGGGACCUUUCGCAGCUUGUCAAGCAUGCCGGUGUCAGCUUGUUGAACUUUGCCAACAACGACAGCUCAGCCAAGUAUGCCAACCAGCUGUACCUGCACCAGCUGUCGAUCGCUGCUUCCGAGACGGCCGUUCCCGUGCCCGUCUGCAAGUUUAGCGUCCAGCAGGGUGUUUCGACCAACGACGUGGCUUUCUUGAACUCGCCGGACGCGCUUGUGGUGGCCUCCAGCAGCUCGUCGCGCGGUUUGCAAAUGUGGAAGCUGACCUCGACCAAGCGCAAGAUUAUCACCACGCCUGGGUCUCCGCUUCAGCCCCCAGCGGCCGACAGCAAGCAUGGACCACUGCAUCAUGUCAAGGUGCAUUCUGCUGGUGCUGGUGCUGCUUCUGCUACAGCUGCCGUGCAAGAGUUGACGGCGACGGCUGGUCGGCGCCUCGAGGGUCACAGCUCGGUCGUUUCCUGCGUGGCCUUCUCGCGCACGCACGACGUGUUGGCCUCCGGCUCCUGGAACGGAAGCAUCCUUCUCCACAAUGCCAAGGGCGACCGCAUUGCCACCAUCCAGAAGCGUCAUGCCAACUGGAUUUCGUCUCUUAGCUUUAUGGGUGAUGCGCCCUUGCUGCUGUCGUCGUCGGCAGACGGUACCGCGGUUGUGACGCACGUCAAGGACAAGUCGCAGGCUCUUGUUCAGACGAUUCGCAAUCCAAGCGGCGUGUCUGCAAAGGGCCAUGCUUCGUCUGGCUGGCUGACGGGCUCGGUUGCCCACCCAACCACCGGUGCCAUCGUUUCGGUUGACGUGGCUGGCAAGCUCUUUGUUGCCAAGGCUUCGAAGGCUGCCGGCAAGGCGCUGCGCCUGCACUCGCGUCGCAUCUCUGCAGUGCGCACCCUGCGCAUCCAGCCUGUCGAUGGCCGUCCAGCAAUGGAGUUGCUCAUCACCGCCUCCGAAGACAGCUCCAUCAAGGCCUUUGAUCUCGUCAAGUCGGUCCAAGUGGCCGAGUUUAUUGCUCGCGCGCCCUGCACAUCGCUCAGCGUGUUCAACUCUGCCGGUCGCGCGAUCAUUGCUGCCGGCGAUUCGCUUGGCUUUGUGUACUUUUUGACUCUUGUUGUGUGAUUGUUGUUGUUGUGUGAUUGUUGUUGUGUGUCUUUGUUGCAGUGUCCAUUUCAAUUGGAUUGAAUUUUGUUCGAUUGCC